Molecule: messenger RNA, 3204 nt
Organism: Monomorium pharaonis (pharaoh ant)
Lineage: Eukaryota; Metazoa; Arthropoda; Insecta; Hymenoptera; Formicidae
Exons: 6
Coding region: 129-1019 (296 amino acids)
Source: RefSeq, a predicted model, not a curated record
CGGAGAGAGGUGUUGCGGGGGUGGGUUUCGUACGAUCAAGGCAGUGGAGCCGCGGACAGUCGCCUCGACGCUACCGUCUCUCUCAGUUGUUCCACGGUUUCUGAACUCGGCGGACACGCAGACAGAAAAUGCGUUCCGCGAUCGUGUGCAUCGCUUUUGUCCUGAUGUAUACGAGCGGGUCGUUUGUCGCGGGUUUGCGAUACAUCGAUCCACAGACGGGAAGUAACAGUGACAUCGGCGAUAAACGAUUGGACUUAAGCGAGCCAUCGUGCGACGAGCUGCGCGCUAUGUGGAGGUACACGAAGAGGCAGAGCAGAGCCGCUAAAACCACCAACAGAUAUUCGAUGUACUCAUUCAAUCCUAAAAUAUGGCCGCCUACUGCAAUGUUUCCUGAUCGCAUUAAAUUAUCCAGAGGAUACACGCGAGAUAUUGUUGCACCCACACGAUUGAAAUUACGAGAAGAAUUGGAAGGGAGACAUGCCGGACGACCGCGCAGCCGUGCCGCUGGAGGUGCACCAAUUUACGGAAGAAUGGUGCAUAAAGCUCCAGCAGGAAGCAGAUGGCGUAAUGCGAUGCGGGGGCCUUCGCGUACAAGAUUUGUCGAAGAGAUCUCGCGGCAUUAUGGAACUGUAAAUACAGCACCAUACACACCGAAUAAUCGUCGUACUAGCUUCCGCGUUGGUGGUGGUAUCUCAUCGCAGGUUCCCCAAGCAGGUAGUUUCGAAGCACUCAAGAAUAUUAUCCAGGCCGAGAGAGCACGUGAAUUAAAGGAGCAACAUUUAGCCGAAGAAAUGGAAGCGAGAUCCUCUGCUUUUAGAGACGACAAGGACAUAAUAAAUGAAGAACAACUACUGAACAGACAACAAUCACGAAAGCAAUUCUUCAAUCCGUUACCACUCUUAGAUAUGACACCAAAAGUCAAUUAUGAAUACAAUCAGCGGCGUCAAAACAAUCCGCCUAAUAUUGGUCAAGCUUGGUCGAGAAGCGGACCUCUUACACGAGAAUACGUAUUAGCUUAGUAUGCUGCGAAUUGUUAUGAGGAAAUGAUAUAAAUCCGAAAACUGCCGCAUGCAUACUAGUGUUUGUGACUGCUUUGUAUGACGCAUCUACAGCCGGGUGGAACAAAGUUGUCAACAAAAGCGUAACUGCAAGAGUAAGCGACGCUUAUUUUACGAAAAUCACGUGCGUUUUGAAGAAUCUAUGGCUCCUGGAUCUCUAUGCAAACUUUUAAGUCUUUGUGUCAACAAUAAGUAAGUGCAAAUUUGAAAUUUUAACCCAAUAUCGGCCAAUAUCGAAAAUUAUUUUAUCAUUCAACUGCGAAACGAAGAACCCUCUUUCGUAUCAAAAAUUUUAAUUUUAAAUAAAUUCUAGAAAAGAAAAUAUAUAUCAGAAACGAAUUGAACGGCAUCUCUAUUGGGUUAAAAGCACCUACUUUCUGAGCGUAUCAGAACAUUCUGUUUGCAUAUCUCUCAUGCAAAUAAAAUUAAAUACAAAAUGAAAUAUUAAAUUCAUAAAGUAAAUUUUACUUACAUACCAAGUUAAUUUUAUCAAUGAUCUGCAUGUGUCAUAUUUUUGCAUAUUUGUGCAAUUCGGCAAUACUUCGCAAAUGGAAUGGCACGGAAACGAAUAAUUUGACCCGAAAUGGCACAAUUCCAUAGAUUUUAAUUUUUUCUGCGUUAAAAAUUUGCAAAAUAUUAAAAAAUAGAGGCGAAAGAAGAUGAAAAUUUCAAUAGAUUUCUUAAGUUUAUAAACCAUAAUUGUUUAAUCAUCAGAGAAGUUUUUAAAAAACAAUAAAUUUUUUAAUAUCUUAAAAGCUACAAAUUUUUGGAUAUAAUGUCAGCUUUAAAAUUGUAAUUUCUCUGUCUUCUUUUUUUUUAAAUUUAAAUUGUAUAUGAAAAGUAUGAUAAAAAUGUUUAGUCUUUUUUUCUCUUAAAGUAAAAUGUUUAAUGAAUUCAAUUUGACAGAAAAUUGAAUUAUUUGACUGAUUUCUUUUCAAAAAAAAUUAUACUUUUACAUGUUUUGUUAAACAAGACAAAGUUCGUUCGAAUUAAAUUGUAUUUUAAAAGUAUAUCGCUAAUCAAGUAUACUGUAAAAAGAAUUCAAAUGUGAUUCAAUGCGCAAUUGCAUGUACUGAAUCACAUUUGUACGUGAAAAAUUUUACUGUUCCGAAAAAUCAUUUGGAAAAUAUCAGCUAUCUGAUCUUAUUAAGUGAAAAGACUAUGCAUAUGAUUUUAACUCUUAGUACUCACCCCGGGGUCUAUUUGACGCCAAAAAAUUUUUACAUCAAUAUUAUCACUUCAUAAUUAAUUUUAUAAUUGAAUAAAAACACACUCUUUACUACUGAAUUACCGUAUUUUUUGUUCCAAAAUCACCGAAUUUAAUCUACGAAAUAUACUUUUUGGAACACCUAGUAUCAAACUGUUUUUUCUAUCAAAAUAUCAUAUCUCAAGAGUAAAAUCUUAAAUUUUUAUUUAAAAUUAUAAAAAAUUGGAAGUUAUAAAUUUUUGAGUAAAAAAAGUCUUUUUCUCUAUUUUAAAUAUAAAAAUUGUUGAAUUAAAUUAUGAAAACAUGUUCUUCAAUGUACAAAUCAUAUCUAGGAACUUUUAGUUGUCGAAAGGCGCAUACUUUUGGUGCAUUAAGCGUUCAAAGUUGUUAGGAGCAAAAUGACCCCAUGUGAUUAUUAUUGAACAUUUUAGAAGUGUGAUUACCAAGGGUUAAUUGUAAUAAUUUGUUAUACAUUAUUUUGUUAACAUAUUUUCUAUAGUACAUAUUUAUUAUUCAAAUAAUUUAUACAAAUAUAGUGUAAUCAAUAGUCACGGACUGUAAAAGAAAUAUUUAUUAUAUGGUUCGAUACUCAAUUUAAAUAUGCAAAAUAUUCUCGGGGAUGUUUACACAUAAAUGUAUUUACAGCUGUGCCAAUUAAAAUGUCACGCAUCCCCACUUUUUCUUAAGUAUAUAAAAACAAUACUUGGACAAUAAAAUAGUAAGACUUAUAUCUAACAAAUUUUGACAUUGUACAUUAACUUAAUGUAAGGAGCUCUAAUAUAUUCUUCAAUAAUCCAUAAAGAAUAUUAUAUUGUACCGAUAUAUUGGAAAUAAAAGACAAUAACUAUUCUUAAGAAAAAAAUUUAUGCGUACAAUACUUCUGUGUUCUUAAUGCAUACACGCAACUGUAAAUGAUGAAAAAAAAAAAAACAGAAAAAA